AUGGGGCUCCCGGGCAAUAGGGGAUCAUGGGGCCCCUGUGUCCUAGCCCAAACUCAAAAAAGCCUAUGAAAAAGGUACCAGGGGCAUCUCAUGGGCCCCCUACUGACCCCGGGCCCUCAGGCAGUGCCCGAGUUUCCAAAUGGUCAGUCCGUGCCUACUGUCAACAUGUAUUCUGCUACAUUUCUUUGAUGAAAAUAAUAAUCAUAAUUUAAUUUUUAAUUUUUUUUUUUUCAAAUGUUUCUAUUAUUUUUUUAUUUUUUAUUAAAUUUGUUUCUCUAUUUCAUUUUUCAGCACACUGUGACCAAAACAAUACAAUGUUACCAUAGUAACAUUGAACUACUCUGGGC
Messenger RNA from Staurois parvus, 347 nucleotides. Lineage: Eukaryota; Metazoa; Chordata; Amphibia; Anura; Ranidae. The record is from the annotation of a GenBank genome assembly.